This is a messenger RNA of Dentiscutata heterogama, 1103 nucleotides long. NCBI's taxonomy places the organism in Eukaryota, Fungi, Glomeromycota, Glomeromycetes, Diversisporales, Gigasporaceae. The record is from the annotation of a GenBank genome assembly.
CUAUAAUUUUUAAAAUUUCAAACAAUGAAAGAGAAAAAACAAUUAUCGGUACACCCCCUGAUUAUGCCAAUCUCUUCAUAAAAUGUUGGUCAUCUGAACCGUAUCAACGGCCGACAUUGAACGAAAUUUUGCUUGAACUUGAGAGAUUAUCAAAAGAAAAGGAUUCAGAAUUCAUAACAAAUAUUAUUGAUGAUAAAAAAAUUAAUGAGGAGUUAAAUUUUCAAGACGUAAACAUAAAAAAUGAUGACGAAUUCAGACAACCAACAAACAAAACUGACGGACCUGACGAAACAAAGAAAAUGUUAUGGAACAAUGAGCUAGUAAAUUUAUGCUUAUUGGAAAAUUAUAGAUGUGACAAUAGUAUCGUUGAUGACAGUAUCGUUACGAAGUUAUUAAAUGAGCUCAAACCAUUUAAACAUAAUAACGUGUUAGAAGUUUUUGGCCUUACUUUUGAUGGCUACAGUUAUUAUUUUGUCCGUGGUUAUUAUACCAUGGACUUACGAUCUUAUCUUAGUCAACUGCGCUCUAAUGGUACUCCUCUAAGCUGGAUCGAUAAAUUAACGCUGACUCAACAAGUAGUUGAAGGUCUGAAAUAUCUUCAUGAUCAAAAUAUUAUACACCAAGAGCUGCACCCAAAAAAUAUAGUUAUAUAUGAGGGGAUUCCUAAAUUAAUUAAUGUUUGGUUAUCUCAAAAAACAACCGAUUUUUCUAUUUCGAAAUUUUCACCUCCUGAAAUUUUAUUGUCUAAUGAUAUUGAAAAUAAAACAACAAAGCAAAACAUUUAUUCCUUAGGCGUUCAAAUGUGGGAAAUUUCGAGUGAUGGUAUUGAACCUUUCCAUCAAAAGAAUUCAUUUAAAUUAGUAAUUGAUAUUAUUAAAGGUCUUCAUAUUCGACCCACUUGUAAAAAAAUUCUCGAUAAAUUUAAAAACAUAUCACUUUCAGACUUAUAUCAUGGGGAAAAUGGUCAAAAUACAGCUACUUUUUGGAUGCCUAAACCUAAAUCUAAAAUUGACGACCUAGAAUUCUCACCGGAUUCAAUGAAGUCACAAGCUUAUUUUGUUAAUUACUGUGGGAGAAUAUCUCCGUCUUCUUAUCCAAGUUGA